Molecule: messenger RNA, 1974 nt
Organism: Cadophora gregata
Lineage: Eukaryota; Fungi; Ascomycota; Leotiomycetes; Helotiales; Ploettnerulaceae
Exons: 3
Coding region: 1-1974 (657 amino acids)
Molecular function (GO): oxidoreductase activity; FAD binding
Source: RefSeq, a predicted model, not a curated record
AUGAAGAAUUUCUGUGUCGCAGCUUUGCUGCCCUUGUUAGCAUCGGCGCAAACACUUGUGGUGGACAACGCGAUUAUCCCUGCCGAUGAGACUACACUUGCACCAGCUGUUUCAGCUGUUGAUGCAUCCGCUUCCAACGCCACAGCGGAUCUCUUCACCAGCGAGACCCUUCAAUUAACAGACGAAGUGAUUGCCAAUCUCACCGGUCUUGAGCUCUCCAACAUCACCCUGUUUUCCUUCGAAGACUCUCCGGUUAAUGCUUUGAAGAAGAGAAACAUCUUUGGAAAGUGCAAGACCUAUGCAGGUGACCUCUUGUACCCUUCGACUCCGGUGUGGAAGAUUUUCGACAUUCUGCUCGGCGGUGCACUCAUCAAGACCAUUCCAUACGCAGCUCCGUGCUACGAUGACUUUGGAAACUUCAACAAGGCCAAGUGUGAUUUUCUGACUGCGAACUGGGUCAAUGGAUCUAUCUACCACACCGAGGAUCCCACAUCUAUCAAUGGAGUCUUGUUCCAAGGGCUUACUUGCAUGCCACCAAGUUUGAUCCCAAACCCUGACGAGUGCACUGUUGGUGGUUAUCCAAGCUACUCCGUUGCCGUGAAGAACGUCGCUCAGAUCCAACUCGCUGUCAAUUUGGCUCGUAGCUUGAAUCUCCGCCUUGUUAUUAAGAACACUGGUCAUGAUUUCGGUGCCAAGUCCACCGGAAUGGGAGCUCUCAAUAUUUGGACACACAACCUCAAGAGCAUUCAAUUCUUGAAGAAUUACAAGUAUGGAUCCUACUCUGGACCGGCAUUUAAGGUCGGCUCUGGUAUUCAAGCUUUCGAGAUCUAUGAGGCUGCUCGAACUAAUGGAGUCACUGUUGUUGGAGGAGAAGGUCGAACUGUUGGUGUCAUCGGAGGUUACAUUCUAGGUGGAGGCCACUCCCCGCUCUCCUCUAUCUACGGAAUGGCCGUCGAUCAAGUCCUUUCCAUGGAAGUGGUCACUGCUGAUGGCCGCUUCGUUACCGCCAGCGCAACGUCCAACGCAGACCUUUUCUGGGCUCUCUCAGGAGGUGGUGGUUCCACAUUCGGUGUCGUUUCUUCCAUGGUCAUCAAGGCCCAUCCAAAGAUCAAGGUCACAACCAUGACUUAUAUCCUCCAAACUGCCGAUGGUUACAGCUCUGCCCAAUUUUGGCAGGCUCUGCGCAUCUUCUUCAACGACUUCAUCAAGUACACUGAUGCCGGAAACUACGAAUAUUUCCGCAUCACCUCUGUCGGACCAGAUGCGUACUUCUCCGAUAUGGGCCCUUGGUUCGCACCAGGAAUGUCCAAGGCAGAACUCGAAGCUCUCGUCGCGCCGAUGUUCGCACAAUGGGCUGCCAUUGGCGUCAAAGUCAACCCAGUCUACACCGAGUAUGACGACUACUAUGAUGCAUGGCACGCAUCCUUCCCUGUCGAGCCAUGGGGAUCAAAUGCCAUUCGACAGGGAAGCCGUCUCUUCCCCAAGUCCAACUUCCAAGACCAAGCCAAGCUGAACAACACUUUCAACACCAUCAAAGGCCUCGUCGAAGACGGUGCUUACAUCAUCGCAUUCAACAUCGCCGCAGCCCCAAAAUCCGGCUUCCCUGACAACGCUGUCAACCCCGCCUGGAGAAACACAGUCCUUCACUUGAUCACCGCUACCUUCUGGGACCCUACCGCCUCCACAGAAACAAUCAAGGCUAUUAGCGAUAAGCUUACUUUCGACUGGGGUAAGAAGCUCAUUGAUGCUUCGCCAGGAGCUGGUGCAUACAUGUCUGAGAGUGACUACAUCGAGCCAAACUUCACUCAGUCGUUCUUCGGAGACAAGUACGCCAAGCUCCGUGCUCUGAAGAGAAAGUAUGAUCCCAAUGACUUGUUCUAUGCUCAGAACGCUGUGGGAUCGGAGGACUGGAAGAUGUCGGAGAUGAUUUUGGGGAACUUGCCUUCGCAGAAUAGCAAGAUGUGCCGAAUCUAG